GGGCCGGAGGCGGUUUCUUGUUGGGGCGUGUGUGUGUGUGUGUGUGUGUGUGUGUGUGUGUGUGUGUGUGUGUUUUUGAGGGGAUUAAGGGGUACGUAAAGGCGAAACAGAACAGUCCAUGGCGGCAGCGGAGGAGGAGGACGGGGGCCCCGAAGGGCCAAACCGCGAGCGGGGCGGGGCGGGCGCGACCUUCGAAUGUAAUAUAUGUCUGGAGACUGCUCGCGAAGCUGUGGUCAGUGUGUGUGGCCACCUGUACUGUUGGCCCUGUCUUCAUCAGUGGCUGGAGACACGGCCAGAGCGGCAAGAAUGCCCAGUGUGUAAAGCUGGGAUCAGCAGAGAAAAGGUUGUCCCUCUUUAUGGUCGAGGGAGCCAGAAGCCCCAGGACCCCAGAUUGAAAACUCCACCCCGCCCCCAGGGCCAGCGACCAGCUCCGGAGAGCAGAGGGGGAUUCCAGUCAUUUGGUGAUACCGGGGGCUUUCACUUCUCAUUUGGUGUUGGUGCUUUUCCCUUUGGCUUUUUCACCACCGUCUUCAACACCCAUGACCCAUUGCGUCGGGGUACAGGUGUGGAUCUGGGACAGGGUCACUCGGCCUCCAGCUGGCAGGACUCCCUGUUCCUGUUUCUCGCCAUCUUCUUCUUUUUCUGGCUGCUCAGUAUUUGAGUUUUGUCUCCUUCCUACCCACCUCCGGCCAGAGGAGAAUCAGUAUUGGGGGUCCUUGCUGACCCUUCCUGACUCCUGGCCCCUCCUCCCCAACCACUCCAUUUGUACUGGCUGAGGCCAACCCUGGCCACUUUCUAGGAGGGUGCGGGGAGGAGGAGUGACAGAAUAUGGAAGAACCUUCUGCUCUGAACUCACUGAGUAGCAUCAUAACUCCCAGCUCUGGGACGGGAGGACAGACAGAAGAGAAUGUCUGUUUCUUCUCUCUAUUGAUCCUUUGCUUCCCACGAAAUUUCUUGAUUUGGUGUUGAAAGAUGGGCAAGUCUCCCUCUGAUUCUCCCCUACUUUCCCCUUGUUGAUUUAACUUAAUUUUUCUCUCCCCAGUGUCUAUUAUGGGUUCUGACUUAAGUGCUUCCUUCCCCUCACUACCUCCUUUAUUAUAAAUUGAAUAAACAAGGUGAGAUGUAUUGAUGGAA
This is a messenger RNA of Lynx canadensis (Canada lynx), 1134 nucleotides long. RefSeq names its product ring finger protein 5 (gene RNF5). The transcript is spliced from 6 exons. Bases 119 to 661 code for a protein of 180 amino acids. Gene Ontology annotation, cellular component: endoplasmic reticulum. Gene Ontology annotation, biological process: ubiquitin-dependent protein catabolic process. Gene Ontology annotation, molecular function: ubiquitin-like protein conjugating enzyme binding; ubiquitin protein ligase activity. The record is from RefSeq and is a predicted model, not a curated record. Lineage: Eukaryota; Metazoa; Chordata; Mammalia; Carnivora; Felidae.